AGAGAGAGAGAGAGAGAGAGCCUGUCUUCAGUACCAGUGUGUUGGCUGCAUUUAUCUCUCUCCUUCUCCUCUGAAUGCACUUCUUUGGUUUUCUUGGGCUCCGAACAGUGCAGCCCCAGAAGAGAAGCCGAGCAGAGCUGGAAUAAGCGACAGACGGGUCAUUGUUCAAAUCCAAUGAGUAAACCAAUCCAAUGAGUGAAAGUACAUCAUUUGUUCGACUCUUCGUGGGGAUCCUGCUCAGUGCGACAGGUGUACAUGCCUCCUGUCCCAUUGAGUUGAGUCCCCCCAGUGUUGUGGUGAGAUAUGGACACUCAGUGUCAGUCAACUGCAGCACAUCGGAGAGCCGGUUUGAAGGAAUAGGCUGGGAGGCUAGACAAGGAGGCAUAGGUCUAAAGAAGGCCACCUAUCUGGUCUGGACUGUGGAGAACCUAACAGACUGGACCGUUUCUCCCUCAUGUUACAUCAACCCAUUACAAAAUAGCCAAUUCCAACAGUGCGUUAAGAAACCAGGAGUUGUUCUUUACACCUUCCCAGACACCAUCAGUAUCUACCCCGGCGAUGCACAAGGUCAUGUGAUGACUGAAGGGGAGAAAUAUAACUUUAUGUGUGACAUUAACAAUAUAGCACCUGUUCAAAAUCUCACUGUGAGGUGGUACAAAGGAGGUGAGAUGGUCUAUGCAGACACUUUCGACAAUCCCAAAAAGGAACCAGUGAAUCAGUCUUCCGUCUUCAGCUUUACACCGUCCAGACAAGACAACGGCGUCACGUUCAGAUGCGAGGCACAUUUGGACCUGUGGCCAAAAGGUCCACAACUUAAUGCAUCUUCACAAGAGUGUACUAUUACAGUUUUCUUUGGACCAGAUGUACAAUGUUCUUCUUUACCUGACAAACUGGAGUUACUGGAAGGAGAAACAUUGGAGAGGGGAUGCCCUGUGACAGGACGCCCCACCCCGGGUGUCACAUGGCUGAAAGAUGGACAGCCCACAAACCAGACCGUCCCUCUGAGCAGAAAGGAUACAGGCCAGUACACUGUUGAAGCUGAAGGCAGUGGCUUUGUCAAAAAGAAACUCUGGGUUCUUGUAUUGUAUGGACCCGAGGUAAUCUGUCCAAACAAUUACAUUGCUCUGGAGGGAGCUCCUCACAACCUCACUUGCAUUGUUGAGGGCUAUCCUGAACCUAAGACCAUAUGGCAUAAAGAUGGAGAGGAGGUGGUACUUCCAGAGUACCUAACAAGAAGUGAUUCAGGGCAGUACUUGAUCACAGCUACAAGCGAUCUGUCGAGUGUCAACCUCACAGUCGAGAUUAAUGUUGAAUACCCACCAUCCCAGAUAGUUGAGCUUGAAGACUCUGAAGUUGACGUUGGUUCCACUGUGUGGCUGAAAUGCUCCUCCGUGGGCAACCCAAGACCAAAAUAUUUCUGGAAUUAUUACCGGACUGCCAAUGUGAUAGAGGAAAAUGAAGAUGGAGUGUCCCGUCUACACAUCCACAAUGCUACUGUAUACAACAUGGGCUCCUACACAUGUCAUGCCUGGAAUGACAGAGGAAAUGUAUCUAAAACAGCCAGAGUUACAGUAAAAGGUGCCAGUCAAGAAUGCCCCGUUGAAAUAACUCCAGACAGGAUGGUGAUACAAUACCAAAGCAGAGGCCAGAAGGCGACAUGCAAGGCAACAUCUGCUAACUCCAGACAUGUCAAAGAAAUAUACUGGAAGGGAUUCCAAAAUAAGAGCACAAGUUGGUCUGUUGACACCUAUAACGACUGGGACUCGAGGCCUGUUUGUACCGCAACGUUUAACGCAAUAGGAACAUGCCAUAAACAUUUAAACUUCACUCUCUACAAAACACCAGACAGUGUCUCCGUUCGACCUGUGGAUAACUUGAACUCAGUGGUGGUGGAGGAGAGAGAGUUUCAGCUGCAGUGUGACAUUACCAACGUUGCUCCUGCAGGAAACCUCAUUGUGCUGUGGUACAGAGGGAAUGAAACCUUCGAACCUCUGACCAAAGGCUCAAUGCAAGUGACUGGCUGCCUGUCUGAGAAGGACACAAACUGUGACAUCAGUGUUGUCCGAUCCCCGCUGAACGUGUCGUCUACCAUCAGCCUCACUCUGGACAGAAACUACAACGGAGCGGAGUUCAGAUGUGACGCUCAGUUAGAUCUUGGACCUACGGGACCACGGCCCCCUCCAAACAUGAUGUCCAGUCCUCUUAACAUCAGCAUCUACUAUAAGCCCAGCAUCAAUACCACAAAGCUUCCAAAGACGAUCCCAGUGUUCAGAGGUUAUCCCGAAGAGCUUGUUUGUGAAGCUGAUGGCCACCCGCCUCCGAAAAUCCAGUGGCUGUACAGCUCCGACUUAGUGCCCCAUGUGUCUGGAAACACACUCACUGUGUAUGAAGCAGGUGUCUACAAUUGCAGCGCCACCAAUGAAGUGGAUUCCAUCUCUCAUGAGGUCAAAGUGAUUUUAAAAGAGGACUACCUUCCCCUAAUAGCUGGAUUUGUGGCUGUUACAGUAGUUGCCAUCUCCAUCUUCUUCCUCUUCAUCUACUCAAUCUACUACAAGAACACCAGGAUGCGCCGCUACAGUCUUAAAAACCCCAAACUUGACACCCACAGUGGCAAUGUAGCCCACAACGGCUGGGACAUGCAGUUUCCUAUGACCAAGCUGUCUUGUUACGGAAAGCCUGUGAGGUCCUCCUGUCCAGUCGAGAUCUCGAUGAGCCCUCCCGAAGUUGUGGUGAGAUUUGGAGAUCCCUUCUCCGUCAUCUGCAGCUCACCAUCCAACCGGACACAGUCAAUGGGCUGGGAGUCACCAUACGGCACAGGCAUAGGACUUAAAGAUAGAGCCUCGUCUGUUUCCUUAAAAAUAGACUCUAUGAAAAUCUGGGAGCUUAAACCACUCUGCUUCAUCAAUCUCAAUGUCAACCACCAGCAAUGUUUACAAACCUUAUCAGUCACUGUUUACAAAAUGCCGGACAGUGUAUCCAUGUCUCAGCCAAGUCAAACGGGCCCCAUGGUAGAGGGCAAAAAGUAUCGCAUGCAGUGUGACAUUGUUAAUGUUGCCCCAGUAGGAAACCUCUCUGUGUACUGGCACAAAGGAAAUGAGAUAAUCUACACAGAGGCAUUUAACAAGACCAGUCCAUCUCCAGCCAAUGCGGCAUCCGUCUUCAAUCUGACUGCCCAAAGAAGUGAUAAUGGAACUCAGAUUUGGUGUGAAGCAAAGCUGGAGUUUUCCCCAUCAGUACCAAAUCUAACCGCAAUCCGAUCAAAGUCACAUGAACUGGUUGUACUGUACUCACCAACCUUCACCGAGCCCGAAAAUGAGACCAUGCACCUCGAAGCUGGUAGUAAAAUCAUUUUAAAUUGCACUGCUACGGGAAACCCAAUGCCGGUAUACAGCUGGCAUUUUCCACAACCAAUACAACAGACAAAUAUAAAUGAGAAUGAGCCCAUUCUGGCCCCGUCCUUUGAGCUUCCAGGUAACUAUACCUGCACAGCGUCUAAUACUCAGGGCACCAGGACCAAGACGUUUACAGUCAUCGAAGUUACAAUGUCAGGUGAAGGUUGCUCUCUCAUCCUCAAGCCCUCCCGGGUCGUGGUGGGUUUUGGGGAGCCGGUAUCAGUCAGCUGUGAGGCCACUCGGCCAGUACGUGUCCUGGGCUGGGAAUCGGUCAUCAGUGCUGUACACACUCAACAGGACCUUUCUGUUCGAUGGAAGGUGGACAGUCUCAUUGAUUGGAUAGAGGAGCCUAUCUGUUAUGGUGUGUUCUUCACAGCUCCCAGACAGUGUGAGGAGAAGCUCAACCUUGUCCUCUACAAAACCCCAGAUAGCGUCUCCAUCAGGCCUGCGAACCACACUGGCCCCAUGGUGGAAGGAAAAGAGUACCAGCUGCUCUGCGACGUUCAGAAUAUUGCACCUGUUCAGUACCUCACCCUGAGGUGGUACAAGGGGCAGACUGAGGUUUAUAAUCACUCCUUCUCUGACCUCACAUCGUCCUCGCCUGUCCAAGUCUCCUCUAUCCUCAUGGUCACACCAACUAAAGCUGAGGAUGGAGCACAGUACAGGUGCGUUGCAGAGCUCGAGCUCGGACCAGAGGGUCCACAACCACCUCCUACUGUGACCUCGGAGCCUCUUAACGUCUCGGUGUACUUCCCCCCAAUGUUCCUCAGUCCCGAGCCAGAGGUUUUGAACCUUAUAGUGGGUGCUGCCAUUACCUUGAACUGCACUGCCACAGGAAACCCUGCACCUGUGUACAGCUGGCAAUCCUCCAAUCCUAUGCAGGAGAGGAUGGAGGAUGAAGCAGUUCUUACCUCCCCCUCACUGCUCCCAGGGACCUACACCUGCACUGCCUCUAAUACACUAGAGAAGAAGAGCAAGCUGUUCAUCGUCAAGGCUAAAACCAAGGGUGUUUGAAGCAACAGAUCUUGAGAUGGAUUUGAACGACUACAUCGGACAUGCAAGGAGAAUCCAACUAAGGGGAUUUGACUGUUGCUGCUUUGGAGAAGGAAACAACAGUGCAUUACAAAUAUUUAUGAGGAUCUUGCUAUCAAGCAGAAUUAGAUCUCUUUAAAAUAUUUUUGAAUAUAUUAUGUUUGGUAAUUAUCAAUUAUUUUGUCAGUAUUUUAACAAAAUGUGUUUCUGUAAAAUAGAUUGGUGGAUUAGGAUAUGAUAUGCUUUUCAUGUGAUAUCCUGUCUGUAAUUUAUAUUUUUGCUAGACUUAUUUUCAUAUUAAUGAAAUUAUCUUGUAACGUUACACGUGUUACACUCUUGAUAUAGCACUGAUGAUUACAUAAUCAAUUAUGUACGCUGGGAAUUUACUACAGAAUGUUAAAGAUCAGCAGGCCAUUAACUGUAAAUAUGAUUUCCUUUUUCUUAAUGUUCUUAUCUUU
This is a messenger RNA of Etheostoma cragini (Arkansas darter), 4882 nucleotides long. RefSeq names its product hemicentin-1-like. Gene Ontology annotation, molecular function: integrin binding. Gene Ontology annotation, biological process: cell adhesion. The transcript is spliced from 19 exons. NCBI's taxonomy places the organism in Eukaryota, Metazoa, Chordata, Actinopteri, Perciformes, Percidae. The record is from RefSeq and is a predicted model, not a curated record. Bases 192 to 4406 code for a protein of 1404 amino acids.